Camelina sativa (false flax) is the source of this 603-nucleotide messenger RNA. Lineage: Eukaryota; Viridiplantae; Streptophyta; Magnoliopsida; Brassicales; Brassicaceae. The record is from RefSeq and is a predicted model, not a curated record.
UUUUUGUUUUUUUCUUUGUUUCUUUGAUUCACACAGUUUCGACCUUUUGAUCUUUGUUUCAUUGCCGAGAAGAGAAUGGAGCCAAUAAUAAACAGACCUCUGCCUAUAGGAGUCGUGUUUCGUCCUACAAAGUUUGAGAUGGCAAAUAUCUUUUUGAAGAAAAAAGUUUUGGGACAGAGCAUAGAAGCUCCUAGGGUGCCUGGAGAUUGCCACGAUAUCUUCUCAAGACGCCUUCGUGAUUUGCCAGGCUAUCCAAGAGAAGAGCAUUGGUAUUACUUCUGUAGAAGACGUCGUAACCAAGUUACUAGUAGUAACCUCUGGACACCAACCGGAGAAGAGACCAAUGUGUUAGAUCCCAAGAAUCGGAGACUAGUUGUUGCUACCAGACGUCGCUUUACUCUCCUCGAGAAACAAGAAGAAGAAGGAGAAUAUGAUUGGUUCUUGGAUGAAAUAAUACUCCCACCAGCAGUUUCACAUUCUGAUUGGGUUUUGUGCCAUAUCUUGGGCAAGAAGAUUGAACCCGAAAUUGAAUAUUUUCCGCCCUUAAUCGAAUCUGAGUACGACGAAUACGAAUCGGAAGAUGAAGAAAGUGUUGAUACAUAA